This is a messenger RNA of Tetranychus urticae (two-spotted spider mite), 2455 nucleotides long. RefSeq names its product oxysterol-binding protein 2. The record is from RefSeq and is a predicted model, not a curated record. Lineage: Eukaryota; Metazoa; Arthropoda; Arachnida; Trombidiformes; Tetranychidae. Gene Ontology annotation, cellular component: plasma membrane; cytosol; perinuclear endoplasmic reticulum. Gene Ontology annotation, molecular function: sterol binding.
GUUGAUUGAGUGUUAGCUAGCAACUUCAAAAUUGAAACCUAUGGUGUGUUUAGUUUUUCAUUAUAGCAAUGUGAUUACAAUCUAAUCAAAUCAACGUUAAUUACUUCAUUUUUGUUCAUUGUAAUUCUUUUUUUAUGUACUUAAAAUAAUUUUUUCGCUCUUCGUAAUAUUUCCUGUUAAAUUUACCACCAUGAACACAAAGCAAAAAUUAAUUCUUCCUCCUGGCCUGGAAUCCCAUGCAAACAAACCUAACGAUGUUAACUGCAAUGAGAAUAAUUACGAUAACUCUUCAAAUAAUGCGAUCGAUUCUUUUGGAGGCAACAAUUCAGAGAGUGAAGAUGAGGAGUAUGCUGAUCCACUAGAAUACUCUACAAGGGAAAUUGAUGAAGAACAAGAUAAAUUGGAGAAUGAUAUUCCAUCGGAAGAUAACGAAAAAGCAAACAUUGAUAUGUCAAUCAGUGAAAUUGCCUUAUUGCCUGACAAUGAUUCAGCUAAUUCAAUAAAUGGUAUAUUCUCGUCAAAAGAUGUAUGUAAAGAAUUGAAUUUAGAUGAAAAAGAUUUAUCGCCUCUUCCUUUGGAUCCAAGACGACGCACAAGAAUUCUCGAUAGACCUAACCAAAGUCUCAAUUUGUGGUCUUUUUUGAAGAAAUGUAUCGGAAAAGAGCUGACAAAAAUCCCAAUGCCUGUUAAUUUCAAUGAACCUUUAUCAAUGUUACAAAGAUUAACUGAAGAUUUUGAAUAUGCUCAUCUACUUCACAAAGCAGCAACAACCGAUGAUAGCUGUAAUCAAUUAGUGUACAUUGCAGCAUUUUGCGUGUCUAGCUAUUCGACUACAAACGUCAGACUUAAUAAACCUUUUAAUCCAUUAUUAGGAGAGACAUAUGAAUGUGAUAGAACAUCUGAUUUAGGAUGGAAAAGUAUUGCUGAACAGGUAAGUCAUCAUCCACCAAUGUUAGCAUUACAUUGUGAAGGUAAAGGUUGGAAAUGUUGGAGUGAAUUUGGAUUGUCAAGCAAAUUUAGAGGAAAAUAUUUACAAGUUAAUCCAGUUGAUAUCAGCCAUCUAGAGUUUCCAGAUCAAGGUUACCAUUACACAUGGCAUAAAGUAACCACAACGAUUCAUAAUAUAAUUGUUGGUAAACUUUGGGUCGAUAAUCAUGGCGAUAUGGUAAUUACAAAUCAUACAACUGGUGAUCGAUGCAUUCUUAAAUUCGUACCUUAUAGUUACUUUUCACGAGAUGUCCAGCGAAAGGUAACUGGUAAAAUUAUUGACUCUAAAGGAGAAACUAAAUGGAUCCUCCAAGGUAUUUGGGAUGAUCAUCUUGAGGUUGCUCGUGUAAUGAACAAGCGAAGGUCCUCUAAAGGAAAAUCAGUUUACGAAACAUCAGUGUUUAAAAAAAUCUGGGAAAGAGUUUAUCCUCCACCAGAACAUGAGAAAAUGUAUAACAUGACUUUACUUGCUGUGCAAUUAAAUGAACCCGAGGAUGGAGUUGCCCCAACAGAUAGUCGUCUAAGACCCGAUCAACGAUUAAUGGAAGACGGUAAAUGGGAUGAAGCAAAUCAAAUCAAAGGGCUUUUGGAAGAAAAACAGAGAAAAGUUCGAAGAAAAAGAGAGGAAGAAGCUGCUAAUCUAGAUGCUGAUGUAGCUUAUUCACCAACAUGGUUUAAACGUCAAACUGAUCCAAUCACUAAUAAUCCUGUUCAUAUUUAUGCCGGGGACUAUUGGCAAUGUAAACAAAAUCUGGACUGGUCAAAAUGUCCAGAGAUAUUCAAUGUUGAUAAAGAAAUUGGCUCAAAGUCUUCAAAAAGAAGAGAAUGAAACUUUUAAAACUUAGCCUUAAGUCAAGCUUGUGUGUGAAUCUAACUUAUUGAUGGCUGAUUAGCUAGCCUUGAAAAUUCAAUUCAAGACUUUUGAUUUCCACUUCCCUCUUCGUUCAUUUGUUUACAUUUUAAAAUUGAAAUUCACAAUCAUCGAAUAGUUUUAUAUCUCAUUGCUCAGAUCCGCUGUUGCUCUUAGUAACUCGAAUCAUUACCAGAGUCAGCUUUUAAUAUUCCAUCAAUUUUUCGAUAAUCAAUUGAAAAAAAAUCUGCCAAUUUUCAUCGAUUGUAAGUCAACAAAAGAAAAACAUGUUUCUAGUUGAUUUUAACAUAAAGCAAAGACAAGAAUAUGCCUUUAGAUAUUCUUGCAUUUUAUUUGUUGACCAAUUUGUUCUUAUUACUUUUAAAAGAUUAUUUUUAUUCUGUGUAUUCUUGUGUAUAAAGAUGUAUUCUGUAUUAUUGUAUAGUUGAUAAAUGUUAUUUAACCCAACUGAAACCCUCGCUGGUUAAAUUGGACCAAUAAUCAUGGCGGUUACGAAGGAGUUUAUGCAAAAAAGCUUCUUUUCAAGUUAAGAGUUGGGACUUUGUAGCUUUGUAGGCACAUAAAAACUGAUUUCAAUAGUGCUAUUAAAAAAUUUCU